Messenger RNA from Cajanus cajan (pigeon pea), 1127 nucleotides. RefSeq names its product AMMECR1 family. The record is from RefSeq and is a predicted model, not a curated record. Lineage: Eukaryota; Viridiplantae; Streptophyta; Magnoliopsida; Fabales; Fabaceae.
AUUAUUUAAAGUGCUGAUUGCUUGCAAGCAAGAAACUGGGAGAGAGAAAAAGGAGAACCUUCUUUUCUCUCUGUUUUGUCGUAUAUUUCAGACCUAGAAACCCAACACACCGAUUCUGAAUUCAAUUGCUUGUAAUAGAAAAACACACGAAAAUGGUGUCGGCGAACAAGGAGAUGGUCGUGUUCUGCUUCGACACCCUCGUCGCUCACUACAACAGCGAAGAGGCUCCUCCUCCUGCCUUCGAUCAGGCUCAACACCCAUUGUUUGUUACAUGGAAGAAAGUGGUGAAUGGCGGAGAUCCUCGUCUUCGGGGAUGCAUUGGAACUCUGGAAGCACGGAGCUUGAUCAAUGGUCUCAAAGAUUAUGCACUGACCAGUGCCCUCAGGGACCGAAGAUUUCCACCCAUACAGGCUAACGAGUUGCCGUUUUUGGAGUGUACAGUGUCUAUUCUUGCUAACUAUGAAACUGCUAACAAUUACCUUGAUUGGGAGAUAGAAAAGCAUGGUAUAAUUAUUGAAUUUUCUGAUCCUGUCUAUAAAACAAGGCGGAGUGCCACAUACCUGCCUGAAGUUGCUGCCAAUGAAGGUUGGACAAAAAUAGAGGCCAUUGAUUCUUUGAUACGUAAAGCAGGGUACAAUGGUCAAAUAACUGAUGAACUUAGGAUGCAAUUACAGCUAACCAGAUACCAAAGCACCUUAUUUACCAUGCACUAUAGUGAAUACGUCUCAUAUGUGAAGGAGAGAAGAGGUGAAGCUCCUAUUCUUGCAGCUAAAUCACCCAACUAUUGAAUUCUGCGGCCAACCUUUCUUAAAAGGCUGCAUAAUUUCUUUGCUAAAAGAAAGAAUUCUAUUUCCAAAUGAAUUAAAAAAAAAAAAAAUCCACUUGCUUGGGGUUGGAACUAAUUUGUUUUUCUAACCCGAACUACUGAAGUGAUUGGUGCAACUUUCUGCUCUCAAACUUGUAAUUGAAGAAACUACGAACAUUGAACUCAGGUCUUGGGAUUGUUGUCUAUCAUUCAAUUCAACAGUUUAUGAAAACUAUUGCACUAUUGAACUGAUUUAUGUCAGUCUUGUUGACAACAGGAAUUUCAAUAUCCCCAAUGUCAAAAAAUAUUUCUAUUUGAUUUC